UUCUUGUGUUGUCCUUCCCAGGUGCCUUUAGCUGCCCCAGUGCCAGUCCCCACCAUUGAGACCCCACCACAGGACAAUGGGAUGUCUCCUGUAUCUCUCCCCAGCAAUGAAUUGUCUCUGAAGAUGGAGUCUGCUCGAAAAGCAUGGGAAAAGUCUCCAGGGGUUACAGAAAAAGAUGUUGCUGCAAGUGUGACUAAUGCAGAUGUGCCUGAGAUGGCUGAUGACUACCAUUCUUUUGUUAACUCAAUACCUGUGGCCUCCGUGGCACCAUCUGCCCCACUCUCAGCACCAAGUGGCCAGAUUCCACCUUGCUACAUGGAAAGCCAUUGCUAUGGUAGCCAACCUCGUGGGAUGCCUCCUUCUAUCUCCCAGCAUCAGGCAUUCCAGUCUGGACUUCCACGGGCAAUGCCGACCCAACAGAUAACACUUCACACUCCUCUUCAGGGUCAGGCGCAGGUUUCUACCCUUAGCAUCCGACAAGGGACGCCAGUCUCCCAAACACAGGAUAUGUUCAGUUCCCUCCAGUCUUUCAGGUCCCAACAGUUGUAUCUCCAGCCUGGACUCUCCCCUCCCUCUGCAGCCAUGGUACAAGGGUCUACACUGAUAUCUGGGGCCCCAGUAAAAGGCCAGUAUGUUGGCUUUUCAGCAGUGCAGGCUGCAGAGGUGGCCAAGGCUCAGCCAGGAUUGCCCUACCAGCACACAGCUUGUACUCCUCCAAUGUCUGUCAUCUACAACACCCAGCUGGGCAACUCACAGCUCAUUGACUCUCAGAUAAUACAGAUGAGACAAAGCAUGGCCCAGCCAUCGGACUUCUAUUCCUCUCCACUGCAGCAGCCCAAUCAGAGCAACUACUUUGCUGCCACCCCAAUGUCCAGUGGCCCCCUCCACCAGAUGUUGGUCCCAAUGUUGGGCUCCCAGUUAUCUGUCCCUGGCUUUGGGUCUGUGCAGCAGCCUUUGGUCCAACUUCCACAGUCUCUGCAUCAUUCACAGGCACAAACCGUCCCUCCAGGGCCCCCCCGAAGAGUCGUUCAUUCAAGUUUUCAUGCUGCUGCACCCACUCUUGGAAGGGAGGUUAACCCCAUGGAUCCGAAGACAUUUCACUUGGAUAGGAAAAUGAAUCCGUCUCCAGGAGCACUUGGCUAUUCUGUCCCAUCACCUGCAAUAUUCAGGCCUGGAUCAACAAGUCCAAGAGGAAAAUCUCCUGGACCAGCCCAGUGUGGAGUAAAUUCCUUGCCAUGUUUCAGAGGGAACGUGUCUCAGCAGGCAAAGCAGCGAGCAGAGGUGCUGCAAAGCACACAAAGGUUCUUUGAGCGGGUGACACCACGCGGCAACAGCAGUGACACUGGCUCACAUCCUGCUGAGGAGCACCAGGAAGGAGAGAGCACCCUGCCACACAAGGACGAGAAAUCCACAAGCAAGCCCAAGCCAGUGCGAACAGGGCCCAUCAAACCCCAGAGCAUUAAGUCACAGGAAGAGAAACUGUAACCAGUGGCCGGAGACUGCAGCCUCUCAAAACUGAAGAAAUCUACGUCUCUUAAGGGGCUUCAUUUGUCUGUCUCAAAAGGAAAAUGGCUUUUUUUUUUUCUUAAAGACAAAACAUUACUGAUUUCAGUGGACUACACGAGUUGUUUUGCAAAAACGUAAGAGAGCCAACUCCAGCAGCAAUAACUGGAUUGAGUGUGAAGCUGAACUGGCAGGAAAGAGUUGGGGGAAGGAAGAGGCUAAUAAGUCCUUUAUAAGAAAAGAGGUCUAGAUUUCUCUACCAUAAUGAAGCAUUCAUCUUAUUGGUAACUAGUAAGUCCUUGUAGAUCCACUUAAUAAAUGCCAAUCCCUUAUAAGGCAGCUGCUUUCUUUGUUGAGGGACAGAGCAUAUAAUGACUAGAAUUGGUUUGAACACAAGGUGUUUAGAGUAAAAUGGCCAUGUGAUAAGUUGAACAUUUCAAAAUGACUACAGACAGAUCUGAUUGGGCUUCUGUCUUGUCGAUGUUAUAAAAAGAACGGUUAUGAAUGUUUUUAAAUAGUGGUAGAUGGGUACAAAUUACUAUUUCUGUUACUGUUUUUACUUUGUGGCUGUUAAGACACAAGUUUGGUGGUGCUGAACAACAUAAUACACUCCAGAUCAACAAAAUGUUCUCUAAAUUUUUUUUCUUUCCCUUUAUAUACUGUCCUUCCACCCACAGGCCCAGUCGCCAAUUUUACAAAGCCCUGAAAGUGGCUUUUUAAAUGUUUGUUGAGCUUUUCCUUUCCCUCUUGGUUGCUGUAUGCAGCCAGUAUUGCCAAAGCACAGACAUUGUCACAGAGUUGAACAUUAACUAGUUGCAGUUUUCCCCCUGUACACGGUGCUGCUCUUAAAGCGCUGCAGUGGUAGGGAUGGGCAGGCGGUGAGGUGAAAUUGUGAUGCUGUUCCUGUUUAAAUUAGAAGUGGUUAUUGCUGCAGUGGAAUGAAGCAAGUUUAGAUUAAUAAUAAAAUGUGAGCUGAGGAAAAACUAAUAAAUACAUUGGUUGUCCAAUGAUAUUGUCUGUUGUGCCGUAAUUGAGAUCAUCCUCCUUUGUAGGCUGUGGUGUUAGCUUUGCAGCUGCGAGUGAAGGGAGUACAGCGUUCAUUUCCCUGCCCCAUCCUCCACUUCCCACAUUCUGAUGCGUAAGUACCAGGAGAAUGUGAAUUAGUUGCAGGUUCUGUGAACUGAGAGUGGGUGACAAUUUUCUGCUCUACUGUCAGUGUGGAGGAGCAUCCUCUUGCCAAACAUGGUCUCAUUCAAAGUCACAUCAGUCUUUAUCUCUGGUACACCGUUGCUCAACCCAGCACUGGAAGCUACUGCUGGCAUCUACACUGACCUGCACAAGUUGCCGAUGUCUAGAUUUGGUGUGAGGGCAAUUUAAUAGAUCACUCCCUCUAGUUGACUGUGUGCAAGACACCCAGGUCCUGUCCAGAAUCUGACAAUGUCUGACAAUCUGUCAAUUUCUGCCUACAGUUUUCCUUGCUGCUUUGUGAGGGUGAGGAAGGAAGGGUAGAGUCUUCUGAUAUAUGGAAGAGAUUCUUGACAGAAGUAACUGAAAUAUUUUCUUUGGAAUAGUUCAGAGGGAAGACUAACAGCAUUUGUGCAGAACAAAACUCUCAGGAGAAAAUAUGUUGCUUUAGAGAGCCCAUGCCUGACCCAGUGACCACUGCAAGGAAAAGUAAUGCAUUGUCUUGAAAAUUCAACCCUUCCCAGUGUCACAGGUUUCCUACUAAAAAGUACUUCUCAAAGUUAGCCUAGUUAAUUGAGGAAGUCCAUAGCAGUGACUCUGUUUUGAUAGAGCGAGCGAUUGGCAGAAUCUAUCUGCCAAACACUUUUUUUAAUAUCCAGGGAUAGGAUUGAGAGUUGCACCUUCCUAUCAGAGGGAACAGCUGAUGGGUGGGUGGGAAUUGGUUGGAUAUGAUAUCUGUGGAUGGGAAAGCCCUAAUCUUCCAUGGUUACUUAUGCCCUUGUAAGUUCUCAAUUCAGUAUAGUGGCAACUCCGGAGGCUUAGGCGGGAAGGGGGAGCGUUCAGUAAGUGAAUGUUACACAGUAACAAGAAACAAAGGAAGCCAAUAAUCUGAAAGGUAGGAGUAAGUCAUUACUCUAAGACUUCAUCUCUGCUUUAACAAUGCAGUUUGAAACUGUGACACAACUGUUUGACAUUUCAAUGUAAAUAAUGCAGGGUUUUAACUGACUCUCAAACUGCAUACUAUGUUGCUGUGCAAUAUUGCUUGUUUUGUGCCCUGAGUGCACAGUUUGUUUUUUUUUCUCCCAUUUACAAAUGUCCAAUUGAACAAUAUCCUGACAGAAAUGAGAGGCUGACUUGCUAUCUUUAGGAAUAGAGAAUGAGCGUUCAAGACACAAGUUUUUUUAAAUUCUUGUGUCACUGUGGAGAAGAAUUCCUAAGUUAUUUUUAGAUCACCACCUUCUGAAUGAGCCACUAUUCGAAACGCCUGGAGGUUUCCACUUCCCAAUAUCUCUACCAAUGGCAAACUUGAUACUGGAGGACUGCUGGCAAGAGGAAGCUUAGGUGUGCUUCCUUUAUCAAUGCUAUGUUUCUUCGCCUGUUGUUCCCAUGUGAACACUUUUUCAGGCCAUUGGCAAAGCCAGCACAUAGAAUAUUCAUAACCAAACAGCAUGUGGCCUGUUGUUGUUAGGACCAGAGAUAGACAUUAAAUGCCAGGAUAUCCUUUGUUAUACUAGUUCAAAUUACAGAGCAGUUCAUUGCAUUUCCCUCUUGGUUGUCAUUAUGCUAUAUUUGUACAACAGCAAACCAAUAUCUGACUUUCUUUCAGUUUGGUCUUCCAAGUUAAGAGUACAGAACUCAUAGGUUGCAAAAACAGCAUAUGCUCCUUGCCUAAUGCUUUUCUUAAUAAAGAAAACAUUGCAAUCCUCA
Molecule: messenger RNA, 4395 nt
Organism: Rhincodon typus (whale shark)
Lineage: Eukaryota; Metazoa; Chordata; Chondrichthyes; Orectolobiformes; Rhincodontidae
Product: protein PRRC2B-like
Exons: 10
Coding region: 82-1485 (467 amino acids)
Biological process (GO): cell differentiation
Source: RefSeq, a predicted model, not a curated record